AUGGCUAGAUCUCAGCUUCUCUACAAGGCUUCUGCGGAUACCGGAUUUCAUGGAGAUGCCGAAUUUAGAGCAUUUGAAUCUGAAGAAAUUUUGGAGAAGUUUCCAGAAAUCCUUGGAAGAAUGAAGCCAGCGUUAGAGAUUAUGGUGAGAGGCACUGGGAUAAGGGAAAUGCCGUCAUCUAUUAUUCAGCACCAAACUCAUCUUACAUUUCUAGAAUUGAGUUCUAUGUCAAACCUUGUAGCUCUUCCUAGCCGCAUUUGCAUGUUGAAAGGAUUGGUGAAGCUAAAUGUGUCACACUGUUCAAAACUUGUAGCUCUUCCAAGCAGCAUUGGCAUGCUGAAAGGAUUGGUGAAGCUAAAUGUGUCACACUGCUCAAAACUUGUAGCUCUUCCAAGCAGCAUUGGCAUGUUGAAAGGUUUGGUGAACCUAAAUGUGUCGUUCUGCUCAAAACUUGAAACUUUGCCAGGAGAGAUAGGCAAUUUAGGAAACUUGGUGAAGCUAGAUGUGUCGUGGUGCUCAAAACUUGAAAGCCUGCCUGAAGAGAUAGGUGAUUUGGAUAACUUGGUGAAACUUAAAGCUAGCUAUACUCAAAUUUCACAACCUCCGUAUUCCAUCGUCCAGUUGAACAAGCUUAUAUUCUUGAGUUUUGAAAGACAAUGUUUAGAGGAUGGAGUGUACUUUGUGUUCCCUCAGGUGGAUGGAGGGUUACGCUCAUUGCAAAUUCUGGAUCUCAGUUUCUGCAAUCUAAUAGAUGAGGGACUUCCGGAAGACGUUGGAUGCUUAUCGUCUUUGAAAGAGUUGCAUCUCAGUGGAAAUAAUUUUGAGCAUUUUCCUGGAAGCAUAGCCCAACUUGUUGCUCUUAAAACCUUGUACCUACACAGCUGCCAGAAUUUCUAG
This is a messenger RNA of Solanum stenotomum, 897 nucleotides long. Its product is annotated as TMV resistance protein N-like. The record is from RefSeq and is a predicted model, not a curated record. NCBI's taxonomy places the organism in Eukaryota, Viridiplantae, Streptophyta, Magnoliopsida, Solanales, Solanaceae. The coding region runs from base 1 to 897 and encodes 298 amino acids. The transcript is spliced from 2 exons. Gene Ontology annotation, molecular function: protein binding.